GGGCCGUACGGGGCCGUGCCGGGCCGUACGGGGCCGUGCCGGGCGGUACGGGGCCGGGCGGGGCCGGGCGGGUUGGGGCGCGGAUCGCCGCCGCUAUGGAGCGGUUCGUGGAGGGGAACCGGGCGGCUCUGCAGGAGCACGUCCGGCGUCACCGGGAGAUCCACGUGGUGAUGGGCAACGAGGCCUGUGACCUGGACUCCACCGUCUCGGCCCUGGCCCUGGCGUAUUUCCUGGCGAAGACCUCCCCGGCUCCCCAAGCCGCCUUCAUCCCGGUGCUGAACAUCCCUCGCGCCGACUUCGCCCUCCGGUCAGAGACGACGUUCCUGCUGCGGGAGCAGGGCAUCCCCACCGCCCCCCUCAUCUUUCGGGAUGAGAUCGACCUGGGGGGGCUGCACCGCGCCGGGCUGCUCUCCCUGACGCUAGUCGAUCACCACGUCCUGCCUGGCGCUGACGCCGCCCUGGAAGAGGCCGUGGUGGAGGUCCUCGAUCACCGGCCGUUGGAACGGGACCGAGCCCCCGGCUGCCAGGUGACAGCAGAGCCGGUGGGCUCCUGCGCCACGCUGGUGACGGAACGGAUCGCCCAAGGUCCCCCGGGCGUGCUGGACAGACCCACGGCCGCGCUGCUGCACGGCACCAUCUUGCUGGACUGUGUGAACCUGAGCCCGGCCGCCGGCAAGGUGACGCCCCGCGACGUGGCGUGCGUCUCCCUGCUCGAGGCGAGGUUCCCCGAGCUCCCGCCCCGUGACACCGUCUUCGAGGCCCUGCAAGCGGCCAAGUUUGACGUCUCAGGGCUGACGACGGAGCAGAUGCUGCGGAAGGACCUCAAAGUCCUCUUCGGCGAUGAGCUGCUCCUCGCCGUCAGCGCCAUCUACGUGGACCUGGAGACCUUCCUGCGCUGGCCCGGCUUGCUGCAGGACCUGGAUGCUUUCUGCCAGGCUCGGGGCUACGCGGGGCUGGUGGCCAUGACGAUCUCUUUUAAUGAGCGCAACGAGCCCUCCCGGCAGCUCGCGGUCUACAGCCGGCGCGAGACCCUCCGCAGCGCGGUGUGCCGGGCGCUGGAGGAGGCGACGACACCGGCCCUGCAGCUCCAGCCCCUGCCGAGCCCCUGGCCCUGCCUGGGCGCCUACACCCAGGGCGACGUUUCAGCGUCGCGGAAGAAGGUGCUGCCCAUCCUACGGGCAGCCCUGGGGGGGCCGAGCGCUGCCGGGGGGCCGGAGGAGGAGGUGGUCCCGCCACCCACCCCGAUGAACAGCCUGGUGGAGGACUGUCCGCUGGCACAGGCCGUGCCCCCCCUCUGCCCCCAGGAUGUCCUGGAGCGGGUCAGCCGCAUCGCCGCCGGGCAGCCCCCCGCCUCCCCAAAAUAAGAGCGGGCACCCGGCGGCUUUUGGGGGGGGGGGGGGCGUACGAGGAGGUGGGGUCCCCGGGCAGGUCUCGGUGGGGUGCCCGGGCGCGGGGGGGUUGCAUUAGAGCUCGGCUCCCUGGCGGGGAUGGGUCCUCGCUGCGAUUUGCUCCCACCAGCCAGAGGCUCCCCCCGCCCCAAGGGCGCUGCUGGGGUUUGGUCCCCCAGGGUGGGUUUUCGGGGACCCCGUGGGCCAGGGCAGCACUUGCACCCACUUAACGAAGGCGCUGGGGGAGUUAAUGAGUUUUUGCCAUUCUUCCUCCCCUGGGGGGGGUUCGGGGGGGCCACAGAUGGCAGGUCCAGAUGCGCACCAGCCCAGGACUGUCACCCACGUACUCCGAGGAUUAAAUUUCCCUUUUCUUCCACUUUUGGCUCUCAGCUUUUCU
This is a messenger RNA of Tyto alba (common barn owl), 1785 nucleotides long. RefSeq names its product exopolyphosphatase PRUNE1-like. The record is from RefSeq and is a predicted model, not a curated record. Lineage: Eukaryota; Metazoa; Chordata; Aves; Strigiformes; Tytonidae. Bases 96 to 1364 code for a protein of 422 amino acids. The transcript is spliced from 8 exons. Gene Ontology annotation, cellular component: cytoplasm. Gene Ontology annotation, molecular function: exopolyphosphatase activity.